AUGACAAACACACCUUUCUCUUUGGUUAUUUUAUUCUUCUCUCUUUUCAUGCCUACCCUUAUUUCCUCUUCACCUCUUCAAGACCCUGAAUUGGUUGUCCAAGAAGUAAACAGGAAAAUUAAUGCCUCUGCGGUUAGGAGAAAUUUAGGUUACUUGUCUUGUGGAAGUGGAAACCCUAUUGAUGAUUGUUGGAGAUGUGAUUCCAAUUGGGAAAAGAACAGGCAGAGGCUAGCAGAUUGUGCAAUUGGGUUCGGCAAAAACGCAAUGGGUGGAAAAAACGGUAAAAUUUACGUUGUAACGGACUCGGGCGAUGAUGAUCCGGUGAGCCCAAAGCCAGGAACACUCCGUUACGCGGUGAUCCAGGAGGAACCACUAUGGAUAAUCUUCGCGCGAGACAUGGUGAUAAAAUUAAAAGAAGAAUUAAUCAUGAACUCUUUCAAAACGAUUGAUGGUAGAGGUGCCAGUGUGCACAUUGCUGGUGGUCCAUGCAUUACUAUUCAAUUUGUGACCAAUAUUAUCAUCCAUGGAAUAAAUAUCCAUGAUUGUAAACAAGGUGGGAAUGCUAUGGUGAGGGACUCCCCAGGGCAUUUCGGGUGGAGGACUAUAUCGGACGGCGACGGCGUGUCGAUUUUUGGUGGAAGUCAUGUUUGGGUUGAUCAUUGUUCUUUGUCUAAUUGUGAAGAUGGUUUGAUUGAUGCUAUUUAUGGGUCCACUUCUAUAACAAUUUCUAACAAUUAUAUGACACACCAUGAUAAGGUCAUGUUGUUGGGUCAUAGUGAUUCUUAUAUUAAAGAUAAAAACAUGCAAGUUACAAUUGCUUUUAACCACUUUGGUGAAGGUCUUGUUCAAAGAAUGCCGAGGUGUAGGCUAGGAUAUUUCCAUGUGGUGAACAAUGACUACACUCAUUGGGAAAUGUAUGCAAUUGGAGGAAGUGCUAAUCCAACCAUAAACAGCCAAGGAAACAGAUUUGUUGCACCAAAUGAUAGAUUCAGCAAAGAGGUGACAAAGUAUGAAGAUGCAGCAGAGAGUGAGUGGAAGAAUUGGAACUGGAGAUCAGAAGGAGAUUUAUUGUUAAAUGGUGCAUUUUUUACUCCUUCUGGUGGUGGAACUUCAUCUAGCUAUGCAAGAGCUUCAAGUUUGAGUGCAAGACCUUCUUCUCUUGUGGGUUCUAUAACUGUUUCUUCUGGAACACUUAACUGUAAGAAAGGCUCUCCUUGCUAG
Molecule: messenger RNA, 1221 nt
Organism: Lathyrus sativus (Indian pea)
Lineage: Eukaryota; Viridiplantae; Streptophyta; Magnoliopsida; Fabales; Fabaceae
Source: the annotation of a GenBank genome assembly